Messenger RNA from Rosa rugosa (rugosa rose), 763 nucleotides. RefSeq names its product large ribosomal subunit protein uL29c. Gene Ontology annotation, biological process: translation. The record is from RefSeq and is a predicted model, not a curated record. The coding region runs from base 94 to 618 and encodes 174 amino acids. Gene Ontology annotation, cellular component: ribosome; chloroplast. The transcript has 2 exons. Lineage: Eukaryota; Viridiplantae; Streptophyta; Magnoliopsida; Rosales; Rosaceae. Gene Ontology annotation, molecular function: structural constituent of ribosome.
GCCUUAUCUCUACGUCCCAAAACCCAAAAGCACACAAUAUUUCAGAGACUCGAGACUCGAGAGAGAGAGAGCUCAAGAAGAAGAAGACGAACAAUGUUGGGCGCAAUCUCCAUAGCUCCACCUUCCACAGUUGCCUUACCCCCAAAGCUCCUCUCCCCCAUCCCCAAGUCCUCCUUCAACGGCCUCAGACUCCAACACGUCUGCCCCGUCGGCAUUCGCCUCCCCACGGCGUCGUUUCGGAGGUCCAGCUCGCCGUCUUCCUCCGUGGUUAUGAUGGCCAAGAGAGAGGAAGAGAUGAAGGAAAUCAGAACCAAGACCACUGAAGAAAUCAACGAGGAGGUGGUCGACCUUAAAGGAGAGCUCUUCAUGCUUCGCCUCCAGAAAUCGGCUCGGAAUGAGUUCACAUCCAGCGAGUUCCGGCGUAUGCGCAAAAGGAUUGCUCGCUUGCUUACUGUUAAACGGGAAAGAGAGAUCGAGGAUGGAAUUGGUAAGAGGUUAUCAAGAAAGUUUGACCGACAAUGGAAGAGAAGCAUCAUUGUCAGACCACCUCCGUCCUUGAAGAAGUUGCAAGAGGAAGAAGCAGCUGCAGAAGCCGCAGAAGCUGCAAAAUCUGCUUGAGUUGUAUGUAUUCAGCGAAUACCAUGUAGUCUACCUAUGCAAAUUAGAAAUAUGAGAAUUUCUUGGCUUAAAUCGUUCAAUUCCUCCAGACAAUUUGUGUAUAAUCUGUUGUUAUCGGUAGGGUAAUGUGGUAUUUUCCUCUCAA